Phycodurus eques (leafy seadragon) is the source of this 4362-nucleotide messenger RNA. It is a transcript of the gene rftn2, whose product is annotated as raftlin family member 2. NCBI's taxonomy places the organism in Eukaryota, Metazoa, Chordata, Actinopteri, Syngnathiformes, Syngnathidae. The coding region runs from base 245 to 1567 and encodes 440 amino acids. The record is from RefSeq and is a predicted model, not a curated record. The transcript is spliced from 9 exons.
CUCCUGGGGGGGCGAGAAACCAUUCCGCCUCACCGCAGCGGCACAAGUGACCGAGCUCCUUCUGCUUCUCAACUCCGACUUGGACUCUCUUUGUCCCGCUUCCACUGGGACGGAGCUCUCGCAGAGGACCACCACCGCGUACGGCUCGGGGGAUGACCGCGGCCCGUUAGUGUGGGCGAACAAAAGAGUGAACCAGAGAGAUUUUGAGCGGCUCCUCCGCUUCACUCUCCCCGCCUCUGAGGCCAUGGGCUGCGGUUUGAGGAAGUUGGAGGACCCGGAGGACAGCAGCCCCGGGAAGAUCUACUCGACGCUGAAGAGACCUCAAGUGGAGACCAAGACUGAGACCGUCUACGAUUAUGUCCUCCUGGACUUUAGCUUGGAAGGUAGCCGCCCAACAGUGCAGUACGUGUCGUCGCUGGCCGAGCUGCCUCAGGCGCUGCAGCCGUACUACACGCAGGGCUACGUCCUGGCCGCCCUGCACCCCAUCAUCCUCUCCGUGGGCCGCACCCGUUCGCUGCCCUUCAGCCUGCUCUAUCGCGCCGUCCUGGCCAGGCCCAGACUGAGUCAACAGACGGCGUCCAUGUGUCACAGCGUGCCGGUGCUGAGGGUGGAGGAGUGGCCGCUACCCGGAGACUCGCUGACGGGCGACAUUGUUCGAGCGCUCAUUGACAGGGUGAACAGCAGUGCCCGCGGUGGGGUCCGUUUUGUCGGCUCAGUCCUCCAGCAGGUGAGCGUGCUGAGCAAUGGCAGCAGGCUGCAGAGUCCAAAGAGGGGCUGCCGCUCACCCCCGUGCUCUCCCCCUCGCACUCCCCCAGGAGACCGCGAGCUGGAGGACAACACGUACAGUCCUGACAUGCGACUUCUGGUCUUCUUCCACUCCUGGGCUCCGGGUUGUGCUCCUCUGGACUCGUUGGCGUGCCAGUACCACCAGGGGGCGUUGUCCAUGCGCGUCUCCAGGAAGGGCCAGGUGGUGAGCGCCCUGGAGGCUGACUGGCUGGAACUGACAGCGGCCUACUACCGCAGAGGCUGGUCGCUGGUGGACUCCUUCGUCUACUGGGACACCCCGAAAGGCGAGCCUGUGCCACGGUCACUGGAAGGCCUUUUUGUGUAUGAAGAGAGUAGCACCGCCCCUCCUGCCAAUGACACCAUCGUGGUAGAGCAGUGGACCGUCAUUGAGGGUUCCAGUGUCAAAACAGACUACGGGCCGCUGCUCCACACACUGGCUGAGUUUGGAUGGCUGCUGACGUGCGUGCUGCCCACUCCCAUCAUACGACAUGACAGUGAUGGGAAUCUGGCCACCAAGCAAGUUGUUUUCCUUCAGCGGCCCGUCAGAAAUCAGGCGGCAGCACAACACAGGAACCAGGUUCUGUCAGUGCACAGCAACGUCUCUAGCCGCUCCGUGAGUCGCUCAGUCAGCGGCGGCGCGCUUCAGCAGGAGGUCUCCCAUGUGGCCGGGGGCAUCGGCGGCUUCCCGGUGUUCGGAGGGGGGUUCCCCAGCUCCCUGUCGCACCUGGAGGAGGGCGGCUUUGACCAGGAGGAGGGCAAAGCGGAGGUGACGUGCAUGUGAGCAGACUGAUGUCAUGAGAUCUCCAGAUGGAGGAAAAGCCACUUCUUCCAUGGCUAUGCGCCCAAAACUUUCAUCCUCUGCUGUGGGAGAACUCUGCACUUUGUUGUUUUGAAGCGAGGCCAUAAUGAGAAAAACAUAUUGAAAGCCAUUUAAGCAUUUAUUUGAUAUGCUUGACAGCCUGCUUAAGGCCCAUAUGCUAGUAUUCUCUAACGACGACUACUAGUACUACUAGUGAAGACAAAAGCGCGUACUAGUACAUGGACCUUAAGUUGGAUAACGACUUUCCGGUGGGCCUGCAGGUCGGACUUUUGACACCCUAGAGUUUUAUUUUUAUCAGGGUUACUCUUGGAUUUCGGAAACAGAACAAAAAGAAAAUCAGCUAUAAUUACCUUUUUGAAAAGGCAAAAAAAUGUGUCUGUCUGUCUGUCUUAUCUGUGCUGCACUGUGACUGGCCAGUCAGCAGUUUCAGGGUGUUGCUGAGCAGGAGGUCAAUGUUGCUAGUCUUUCAAUUACCUUUUUUAUUUUUUUUAACAGUAAAACUUAAAUGUGAAGUGAACUUUACCUUUCAGUGACAAUUCUGGCCACAAGUAUUUUCAUGUUCAAGUUCUGUGGUGUCAUUACAUCUUUUUGGCUUAUAACUGGUAACCUUGUAAAAAGAAUCCAAAGAAAAGAUACUAAGUGUUUUUUUUUUAAACAUACAGGUUGGGAUCAAUGUGAUUUUACACUAUCUACUUUUGGGUCAUAUGGACCAGAAUUGUAGUUAAAUUUUCAUGUUGCCAUACCUUACAAGUUUAGAGGUCCACUGCAAGUAGGCAGGCCCCUAUCGUUUUUGUUAUCUAUUAGGAGAGUGAGUCGGUGCUCUGUCGGGUUUUUAUUUAUUGGUUUGAGAUGGUUUAUCCACAAAAGUCAGUCAGUUUUUUUCCCUUGUGGAUUUUUUGAUCGGCUACAUUCCAGUCACUAUUUCCUGGUACACACGAGGAGGUCACAGCAUUUACACUAUAUGGACAAAAGUAUUGGGACUAAUUUGAAUUCCCUCAGAUACAUAAUUUCUUCACGUUUCACUUCCUGUAACUGGAACCCGUCCCAAUACCUUUGGCUAUGCAGAGUCCUUCCGGACGGCAGCCGUGUUGGUUCCCAGUCUGGGUGGUGCCAUUUCACACAUCUUUCUCGCUUUAACAGUAUUAAUAGUGUCCAUGGUACUCAAUUAAACGAAGCGUUCAUAGAUAUUAAAAUCAUGUUGCAAAGGACUACAGCAGUAUUAUAAGAAGUACACAAUUGUGUUAUUUGUAAAUGUAAACCAGCCUUCCUCCAUUAAUAAAAUGUUGCUAUUAUAACGAAAACACUGUUUAAAACAUGUAUGAAUACAUAAUGUCAGUAUUAGUUCCAGUUUUGUUUUUGAGUUGUAUAAUUUGCUUCCGUUUAUGGAUAGUGCCUAUUGAAACAAAUAAAUGUAAUUUUAAUUUCUGAUGAACAAUGUCACAAGUUCCAGAAUAAUAAGUCUUUUAUUAACAGACAUGAAAAUGUCACAAACAGUAACAAAGUUUUUAAAUUUUUUUUUUUUUUAGGUCCAUUUAAAAAAACAUAAGUGGAUUGGAUUAAGCAAAAUAACUUAAUUAGGCGCUGUUUGGCGUUGUGUAAACAUGGCCGACGUUACGCCUUAUAAGCGGACUUUUCAGCCACGUUAUGAACAUCAAGAAUAUCAGGAGCACACUUGGACAGCUAGGAGUUCUUGGUUGUUCACUAACGCAUGAGUCACGCCUACAUUUGAGAAGGUUUUUCUUCGGAGCCUCUACAAGUCGGCAAGCUAAAUUACUGAUUGAGCCCCCACCACCUCUCUGCACAAAAUGGCAGGCUACACAAAGCAAAGAGCGAAACCAAAGCAGACGUAGAAAAAGAGAACAGUGAAGCAGUGUCAGAAACAUGAUCAAAUAGGCUAUUAUUUACACAGAGGUGUCUGUCAGUGUGUGUCUUUGUCAACAAUACAGAUAGAUCACUGUGAUUAUGUUUAGUUUUUUGCAAAUCCAGCUGCUCAAAAGAUAAAAUGUUCCCUAAAGGAGAAGUGUGGUACUUUUUUGACAAACGAGAAGGUAACUAAAUUGUCCCGCAGGUUUCCUUUUAUGCUCGACAAUGUUGACAACGGAGGAACAUGGUGCGGGCGGGGGGGGGUCUUAGUACACUGUACAGUAGUGUGUGGGUGUGGCCGUGUUCACGUGGGUCUCCCUCAGGCCUCGCUCUCGCCGGCCGACGAGGUGUUCUGCACCUCCUCCUCCAGGAUGGGCACGAUCAGGUUGUCCUUGGACAUCAGGUUGUACUUCAUCACAAAGCGCGUGAAGCGGUGACACAGGAACGUUUCAUUCUGUCGGUGCACAAAGGGGGGAAAAAAAACAACAUGAUGCGUGACUGUGGUUGAAACACAUUACAAACAAAAAGUAAGAGAUAUUCAGCUUUCGGGUGAAAUUUUUAGCAUUAAGCUAAAAUGUACUACAGUGAACUCCCGCAUAUUUGCGGUUAGGCAUUCACAUUUUUUGGGAACUUGUCCUUAGGUAGGCUUUUCAGCAAAUAACUAUUUCAUGGAAUCCCAGUACUCUUUAGGACGUGUUAUUUUUUUUGCCUCGUCUUUUUCAUGCCACCCCACGAACGUGAGACGUUAUAUUGUGUAAUAUCAAACUAAGCUAUUGAUGUUCCAUUUGGCAAUAUCUUUGUACCUCAGGAUUAUUUUGCUGCUAAUGAUUUAUAUAUAUAUAUUUAAAAAAAACUGUUAUUUUUACUUCCCCUCAAAAUAAAAUGCUUUUUUC